UGACAUGCUAUUUUUUCCCUUCUGAAGAAACGAUCACAACAACAAUUCAAGAUUUAUUUCCCAAAGUGAUGAAGAAAAUGAGGGUUCCUAUAACUUUGGGUUGCUGCUUGGUUUUGUUCCUCCUGGGUCUCGUCUGUGUAACUCAGGCUGGGAUUUACUGGGUUAAUCUGAUUGACCAUUUCUGUGCUGGAUGGGGCAUUUUGAUUGCAGCUAUACUGGAAAUAGUAGGAGUCAUCUGGAUUUAUGGAGGGAACAGAUUCAUUAAAGAUAUAGAAAUGAUGAUUGGAGCAAAAAGGUGGAUAUUCUGGCUAUGGUGGAGAGCUUGCUGGUUUGCCAUUACGCCUGUUCUUUUGAUUGCAAUUUUCAUCUGGUCACUGGUGAAAUUUGACAGACCUGAUUACGGUAAAAUUCCAUAUCCUGACUGGGGAGUUGCUCUAGGCUGGUGUAUGAUUAUUUUCUGCAUUAUCUGGAUUCCAAUUAUGGCUAUUAUAAAAAUAAUUCAAGCUAAAGGAAACAUCUUUCAGCGCAUUGUAAGCUGCUGCAGACCAGCUUCUAACUGGGGCCCAUACUUGGAACGACACCGCGGGGAGAGAUACAAAGACAUGGCAGAUCCUAAGAAAGAGACCGACCAUGAAAUACCUACUAUCAGUGGCAGUGGGAAACCAGAAACCAGAAUAAGUUCUAAUUUUUAAGAAUAUGUGCCUGUGCAAUGUGAUUGCUUUAGAAUAGAGAAAAUUUUAUUUAUUUGUAUGUUAACUGAACAAAAAUGUAUAUAUUAUGUUCAUAAUAGUAAAACAACUAUUUUUCUCACUUAAGCAGGAAUGUAAUAUAAAAAUGUGAAUCUACUAAUUUUUAUCAAUGUGCUUAUUGUAUUUCCUUUAGAUGAUCUAUCUGUAUAGCACACACUAUGUGCAUUUCACAGUAACAUUUCUGUACAUAUUACCGUCCAGUUUUUCUAAUGUAGUAAAGGUUGGCAUUUGAGCGAAUUAUAUAGAAAAUAGUUAUAUUUUCUAUCACACAAGUUUUAAAAUAUACGUGCUAAUAUUUUCUCGCUAUAUAGACUUUUCUCCGUAAACCUGGAGAAAAUAAAUCAGUCUAUUUAAAAGAAUGUGUUAAAAUUGAAGGCCUCAGUCGAUUAGAAAUGUUAUACAUAUGUGGAAGAAAUGGACUAUAUAUAUAGCAUGAGGACUGUAGUUUAAUACUUGUGAUCGAAAUGUCUAAAAACUUCAUGGAUUUAUGGCUCACCUUUCAUUGUGAACUUGAUAGUUAUAUUCUUUAUUUUCAUAUGUUAAAAAAGACAGAAAAAUUAGGAUGCUGUGGCCAGUAAGUGAGAAAUCUAGAAAACGGAAACCAGUGUCUUGGAAUACUUCUCCAUGUAACGUCUGUCCUAGGUUACAUUUGAAAGGAACAUCUGACCCAUCUAGUUUGUACUGUUUCACAAAAUUCAGAAUAGUUCAUUGGACUCUCUGAAAUCUAGGUAUCAUUUCAAAUAGACUAUGGAACAAAAUAC
This is a messenger RNA of Phyllostomus discolor (pale spear-nosed bat), 1510 nucleotides long. Its product is annotated as sodium- and chloride-dependent neutral and basic amino acid transporter B(0+)-like. Gene Ontology annotation, molecular function: L-proline transmembrane transporter activity. The transcript has 5 exons. The coding region runs from base 69 to 692 and encodes 207 amino acids. NCBI's taxonomy places the organism in Eukaryota, Metazoa, Chordata, Mammalia, Chiroptera, Phyllostomidae. The record is from RefSeq and is a predicted model, not a curated record. Gene Ontology annotation, biological process: sodium ion transmembrane transport. Gene Ontology annotation, cellular component: membrane.